This is a messenger RNA of Penicillium psychrosexuale, 1911 nucleotides long. RefSeq lists its product as uncharacterized. Lineage: Eukaryota; Fungi; Ascomycota; Eurotiomycetes; Eurotiales; Aspergillaceae. The transcript has 3 exons. The coding region runs from base 1 to 1911 and encodes 636 amino acids. The record is from RefSeq and is a predicted model, not a curated record.
AUGUGCCCAAUACAAGAGUCGGUCAAGAGAAAGGAGACUUUAAAUCCUCCACGGCUUUCCUCGGUUAUUGAAGAUCUCGACACUAUCCAGCCUCAGACACGCCAUGUUGAUGAGGCGCUGGAAAAAAGUCGGGACUAUUGGUAUCGCCUGACAUCACUAGCUCAUGCCUAUCGGGAUCAUGGCUUGAAUCCAGAGUACACAAACCCUCGCCACAUUCUUCAUAGAAUUCCAAAACUGCAUGUACGAUCCGAAACAACCUAUGCCCGCCCUUAUGGAGUUUCUCCUCUUGUUCUUUGCAUGCAAGCUUCCUCGACUUGGAAAUUAGUAGGAAACUCGGAUUGCGACAGCAUUGCGAAAGAAAGGACAGCCGAUGCUAUGCUCAAGGUCGGCACUAGUGUUGCUAUUCCCUAUAGUUUCGAAGGGAAUGCCUUCAAUUCUUGGAUUGGCACAACGGAAGAAAAACACACCGGUCCAAACUACUUGGGGAUCCUGACAAUUGGAUGGUGUUAUGUACUCUCUGCACGAUUUGUUGAAAUUCAAGGGGAGGGUGCUACUAUGCAAUAUACAGCCUCCAAGAUCGAACACUACGAUGAAGACUCUUGCGAUCUGCCAGAGACUGAUAUAAUCGAUGUUAGGGCAGCAGAUGAAAAUAUAACUCGGUGGUGGGUGGAAAGCCACCGCCACGAAUUUCUCGCCCCGUGGGCGGUGUCACGGACAUGCAAUACACGUUUCGCUAUCAAUCAGAAGGGACUCUCGCCAACCUCCUCAUAUACACCCUUAACCGCAGAGAAAGCUUUUGAUGUUCUAGCUGAGUUUGCACAUUUCCAUAACCUGGGUAGCCAACUUCCUAUCGCGCUUAUGACAGCCAUAACGCUCCCAACACAUGAAUACUAUGGCUCGACUGUCCAACUUCCCUUUCCAAGAGCAUCUGGUGGUCAACAAUCUACGACUCCCAUAGAUGUUAUUCCAUCGCUUUGGUCCAGUUUAUACGAAGAGCUGCCCUACUACAUGACUUUGAGCUGUAGUCCGGAAGUAGUGCUAUCUACUCUUUGUGGAUCAUUCUGCGAGCCCGACGUCCCAUGCAAUCUCGUCGCUCCCUGGCUGCAUCCGCUUUUCGAAGAGAUACUAGCUGAGACAUCUCCCACGGGUAGCCACGAUUACGAAGUACUUGCUCUAAUCGGUGCAAUACGUCGACCUAAUAUAGGUGCUCUUUGGAUUGGAGCGGUUGCCGGUGGGCUAACCCCAAAAAUCAUUCAAAAAGUAAGAAAAGGCACGUCUCCUAUUAAUGCACUUGGAUUUCCCUGGACUGGCUGUCUUCAAAGCUUCAUGGAUAUUCCAGGUUCGGGUCCAUACACGCAUGGGAAGCCUGAGCACAUCUCAAGGCCAGACGUAUGGCGCUUACUACAUCUUCCUCAAAUCGAGGAUGACGAGCUGUUAUAUGAAACCAGGCCUCAAACACCUUGGGCACCCUGGGGGUCGUGCUUACCAAAGGAUUGUGCCCUUCGAGUUACUACACACUUGAAAUGCGCUCGACAUGAGUACCAAUACCACCAUUGGAAUUGGAACUUAGAAGAAGGCUCGGUUAUUCAGGACCAGGGGUUUUCAAUAGCACCCCUUUCGACGGUUACCGAAUGUCCUUCCGAUAUGAUUGGUAUCAGGGAGCAGAGAAGGUUCCCUACGAGGGAACUUGAUCAAGAGGCUUCCGAAGAAGCCACAUUGUAUGCCUUCCUUUGGUUUGGCAUCAACGGAGAGGGUAAACCGUCGGAAACUAUAUAUGAAGAUGCCUGGCUCGAGGGCAUUUGGGAGGAAGAUGAAUAUGAUUGGGAAGACGAGGCUGACGAUCAAGACUCGAAAGAGCCUGUUGGUCAACUUGAAGAUCGAGUGAAAGCCUGGCUCAAUUCAGUCGGCUGA